AAUAAAAGUUCGUUUAGUGUUAUACUUCAACUCGGUGCUUAAGCAAUAGGGAGCGUACAUUUAACGUGAGAUCAUCGAUUUCAAGGAAUACAAACAAGUUAACACAUCUCAAUUGAAUAUGACGAUGCGCUCGAGCACUGGUUCUGAAAGGACUUCAAGUCAAAUCUCAAUAUACAAUUAUCCUGAUCAUUUGAACCCAUUUUCCGAUGAAGACAACCACAAACGAUUGCGAUUUUGGAAUUUAUCAAAACGCAAUGAUAACAGACGUCGAAGUUUUUCAAUGGGAAAUUUAAGAGAAAUUUGGAAUUUUAAGUCGUUUUCAUUAAAAAAAAAGUCAUCGACUUUGGGAAUACAGAAAACAUCAGAAAGUCCCCCAGUUUUAAGACGUCAUUUGGAAUCAAACUCUUUGCAUCCUGGCGAUCAAAAUAGAAGACCAUAUAUGAAUUCUUUGCAGAAUAUUAAUACUCCAAGGGGGACAAGAUCCAGCGAAACAAACUUCAACAUCAUUCGUAGUCCACAACGCUCAACAAUAAGUGAAGGAUAUUUGACUCCACUAAGUCAACGAUUCCAUCCGAGAAGAUCUUCGCAGGCGAGCUUAGCAAGCACAAAUCCGUUUGAAAGUGACAUCGACUCUGAUGCGACUGAUAUUGGAAGUGUCUCCCUUGGGGGCUGCAGAAAGUCUUAUAGAAAAAAGCGACGAGCCCCGUUAGCUCCAACUAUAGAAAUGCUCAAUAAAAAAUCACCCAGUCCAGUUAAAGAAACAACGAUGGAAACCCAAAGUUCAACAAUGGCAGUCGAGCAAACUAAAGCGAUUCGAUCCCUCGCCGUGGAAAUAGAACAAUUUGUUAAUAAUAGCAAUGAAACUUCGACUGUGAAAAUCCCCACAGUAGUUGUGGAAUCUUCCAGCGUGCCCCAAAGUCCACAAUCCGAGUCCACACUCUCGGAAGAAACAUAUUUUACUAAAGUUUCAAGGUCUAAACAUGAUACAAAACGUGAUACUACUGGAGAUGAAAAUGUUUCGACUGUAAAAUGUACUUCAGCAUGCGAUCCGGUGACUGAAACUUUGAAAAUAGAUGAAUCGAAUAGUAAUAAAGGUGUAAUAGUCGUGUCUUCCAUUGUCAUCGACAGUCCACAAACUGAACCAACCAUUUCGGAUCGAAAAUGUUCCCCUAAGCCUCCAAUACGAACCAGUUCUUCAAAAACUGCACAUGUUAAAGAAAACAAGAAACCGAAUAUAGAAUACACUUUAAAAUCCGAUCAGGUAUCGGAAAAUGUGCUCGUAGACAAUGUAGUUAGAAUUGUAGAAAAUUCCUUGGACCCCGAUUAUCCACAAACUGAUCCAAAAACUUCGGAACGAAAAUGUUCACCUAAGCCUCCAAUUCGAAGCAGUUCUUCAAAAACUGAACAUAUUAAAGAAAAAAAGAUAACGAAUACAAAAUAUACUUCAACGUCCGAUCAGGUGUUGGAAAAUGCGCAAGUUGAUAAACCGUCCAGUCACGGAGUUAAAAUAGUGGAGAUUUCUACUGUCAACAAAAGUGCACAAAAUGAGCAAUUAACUUCAGAUCAAAAUUUCUUACCUGAAGCUUCUGCGAAUGAAAUUAAGAUACCGAAUGUAGAACAGAAUUCAACAUCUGAUAUAUUAAAUGGCAAUGUGGAGAGAAUAGAAGAGUCUCCCUCUGUGUCAGAAAGUUCACAAAAGGAGCACCAAAUUUCAGAUCAAAUAUGGUUAUCUAAAGCUCCAACUCCUAGUCCAAUUGCGAAAAGAGAAUCUGCUGAAGAAAGUAAGAUACCCAAUAUAGAACAUAUUUCAACAAUCACAUCGACGACUUCGAUGACUGAAGAUAUGCACGUAGAUAGGUUAAAUAGAAAUCUAAAUCAAAUACCCGAACGCAGAAAUCUAAAUAAUUUUACAAACGUACAGACGUAUUCUUUGAAAGAAAAUAACAAUGCGGAAAAUUACGAGUACUUAAACAAACCCUUGGCUAUUUUCGAAAACUCAGAGAGGAAAGUAGACCAUUCGGAGGAAGAAGCUCAGCCAGCCAAAGCAAAAUCGGUUAAGGAAAUAAUUGAUUCUAUUAAUCGUAGUCAAAAACUUCUCAAAGAUAGUGCGGCGAAGGGAACAACUGUAUAUUCAACAUCUUUAUAUGCUGAAAACAACAUCAGGCCGAUAAGUAAUCAAAGAAGUUCCCAGAUGCCUGAAAUCUCUCCUAAUAUUUCAACGGCCAGCUCUGUUGCGGAGAAUAACUUACAAUUGGAACAAAAUUACUUUCAGAAAAGCAAAAUAAAUAAAACAGCCUUUCAAUAUCGAGAGUCAUCUCCAACUGCAUUAAAUUUAGAUUGGAAUCCUCUGCCCAAACCAAAGAGAAUUAACAACGGUUCAACUAUUUAAAACAUAAAUUAUCAUUAACUUUUAUGGCUUUAGAAUUUCUUAAUUCAAUAGUUUAGUUUCAAAUCUAUUUCUGUGCUAUGAAAUAUAAAAAAGCUUUGUAACUCGUGUAAUAAUAUAUUUUUAAAUUAAUAAAUGUAUAUGUAAUGUUAUGGUGUGACAUCUUGAUGUUUUAUAAAUUAUUUUAAAAUUUAGCUGGAGAAAUUUUUCAAUCUAUAUUAAUGGUUUCCUUGGUCCUGAACGAUCUGUCUAGUUUCCCCACUCAUUAAAAGUAUUAAGUAGCUAAAUUUUUAAUAAAUUUUCAGUGAAAUUAAGUCUUUAUUAAAUGUCAUAAAAUUUACUUAUAAACUUAUGUAUAAACCAUCUAAAAUGCAUUAUAAGUACAUAUGUUGGAAUAAACUAAGCUGUCCACGAAAAUUAUUAAAAUGUA
Messenger RNA from Drosophila innubila, 2816 nucleotides. Its product is annotated as probable serine/threonine-protein kinase nek3. The transcript has 6 exons. The record is from RefSeq and is a predicted model, not a curated record. Lineage: Eukaryota; Metazoa; Arthropoda; Insecta; Diptera; Drosophilidae. Bases 119 to 2389 code for a protein of 756 amino acids.